ACCAAAAUGGCGUCCGACGUUCGAGUCAGUGUGGAAGCCUUGCAGGAAAAUCAAGUUCAAGAGGUGUCCCUGGACGGACAGGAGACUUACGUACAACCGCUGUCUAUGUCGGAGAACCUGUCCAAGUUGGCCCACAGGAUCGACUUCUCUCAGGAGGACUCAGAUGUGGACAUCCAGCUGGAGGCAGGGGAGGAGGAAGAGGAGGAGGAGGAGAGGAAGAAACAAGAAGCCCACUGGCCAUGGGAGUCUAUCAGAGACAAGCUGAGGACAUCCCUGGUGGAGACCAAUGUACUUCUGGAUGUCCUGAAAAUUGCCAAGGACAAGAAGUACAUGGUUUUAGAUCCAGUGUCACAGGAGCCGCAACCUCCCAAACCAGUCCUACAGUAUGUGGCCAAGAAAGAGAGCCUGUCAGGGGCAGCAGAUAUCCUACAGAAAGGAGCUGACCGUCUGGCCAAGUCUCAGGCAGAGUUCAGCGGUGGCAGCCGUGGGCAGGGCGACUUUCACAGGGAGCUCCUAAAACUCAGGCAGUACUGGAGGCUGCGAAGGGCAGGCAAUAAUAUUUUAGGGGACCUCAGCUUCAAGUCAGCUGGUUCCCACUACUGGCACUCAGGAGUGUUUGAGGUGGUGAAGACAACAGAGGAAGACUUGACUCCAGGGAGCAGUCCUCUGGAGGUUCGCAUCCCAAGUGACCUGGAGGGCAAUGCCUACAUACAGGUGGUCAUAGAGGACCAGCUAGAAACCAUUAUUGCUGUAAAGGCCGCCCUGUUACCCAACAGUCGGCGGGAAGCCGCCCCCGGUGAGCCUCCAUGGAACGUCAAACUGGAGGCUGCACAGAACGUCUUAUUCUGCAAGGAGCUGUUUGCACAGCUGGCUCGGGAAGCUGUGCAGAUGAAGUCCACCAUCCCCCACCUUGUAGUAGGGAACCAGAUCACUUCACAGAUCUUCCCUGGAGUACAGCUGAGCAUUGCUCUGUGCCACAAUACUGUGGAAGAGGAGUCAAAGGAUGAGGGAGUCUCCCCCCAAAGAUGUCAACACAACCACGUGUUGGAGCACGCCCUGCACCAGAUGUUACGUGAGGUCCACCGGGGGAACCUGAACCCGGCCCUGCCCCACCCCGUGACUGCACCGUUCAGCAGCAGUAAGAAGCGUCGGCUGGCCGGGCCACAGGGGAUGGACAGGAAACAGUGCACACAGCUGCAGGAGAGCGAGGGGCUGCUGGAGAGGCUGGAGAAACAGGCCAAACACACCCUUCUCAGGGCCAGAAUAUUGGACAUGGUUGACAAGUUGGCCCAGGAGGUGAAUGACCCCUGUCUGCAGGCCCAUGUCAGCAGUAUCGGCACCAGUACUGAGUCUUCUGUUCGCAUCAUCAUCACAUCUCCAGGAUAUGAGCAGAUCUGCAAAACCAUGCUGCAUGUCAACAUAGGCGUGGAAGACGUCAAAGUCGUUUCGAAGGAUGGCAAGGUCAUCACCUUGUCCUAUGAUGAGCAUGAACUGAGAGACCUUCUGCUUCACCAGGCUUGUCAGCAUCAAGUCAACACAGUCCAGUCCCUCAGUAAAAUGAUGGGGUGGCAGAUUCUGCACCUGAGUAACCAUGUAGGGACAGGACCUGUGGAGAAACUGGGCAAUGCCUCGGGCAUCAUGAUGGCUUCUCCCAAGGGAGAUAGGGUGAUCUCAGUUCGGAACAGCCCGUCUCUGGGGCCGCUUGUCUCGGUACAGCUGACGCGACAGAAGGGGUGCGAGACGUGGAGGAGCGAUGUCAUCAAGGACACCAAAUGGGACCAGGUCGGGGGCAGCUUCAAACCAGUCCAGUGGGACAAGGCCAAGGGCAGGAACUUUGUCAACAAAAUAGAGCUGCUGAUGGGGUGUUUAACAUGAUAAUAUUUGUCUCUGGACAGCUCAUACCCUCCUCAUGUAGUGUGUCUUGUUAUAUAACUGUCAUUUGUACUUUGUAUAUAAGACUAGACCAAUUUCAUAUCUCAGUUCAUAUCUCAAUUCUUAGGUUUUAAUGAAAUAGAAAUAGAAAGAAAGAAAAUCGUGUGUAUCAUCCAGGCUUAUGAAUCAACCCCAACAUGCUCAUAUUUUGAAGCUAACAGCGGGAGAAAAUCCUUCUCUUUGUUCCAAUUUUUCCAUCUAUCUGUGUAUUAAAAGUUGUUGUAGCAUUUGGGCCUUUACAAGAUGUCUGUUUCCUUGUUGAUUCCACCCCUCCCACUCCACUAACUUGCAAAAAUCUGAGAACCAAAUAAAAUUCAAUGGGUGUUACCUAAGCAAAAAAGAUAUUCAAACUAACAGCCAAAAAUAUCCUUUUUUUAUAUUUCAUUUAUUACAUGUAGUAAACAUUGCUUUUGUAAUGCCAGCUACAAGUGCUUUUCAAAAACCAUGUGAGCAGCUAAUAAUACAUCUUGUGUUCAAGUGUAACAUAGUAGUAUUUACUAUCAGUCAUGGUGUUGCCAGUCAUGUAUUUUACAGGGCAGAAAAGCCUUUUCUGUGUCACUGGG
Messenger RNA from Branchiostoma belcheri (Belcher's lancelet), 2495 nucleotides. RefSeq names its product mediator of RNA polymerase II transcription subunit 17-like. Gene Ontology annotation, molecular function: transcription coregulator activity. Gene Ontology annotation, biological process: regulation of transcription by RNA polymerase II. Bases 7 to 1875 code for a protein of 622 amino acids. Gene Ontology annotation, cellular component: mediator complex; core mediator complex. The transcript is spliced from 13 exons. Lineage: Eukaryota; Metazoa; Chordata; Leptocardii; Amphioxiformes; Branchiostomatidae. The record is from RefSeq and is a predicted model, not a curated record.